GAUGAGGCGGCAGUUUUGAAACAACAUCUGCUACAUGGUUACGAAUUUGUUUACUCCAAUUUUCGGUAUUUCUUUAAUAAAUUUGUUUAACGUUAAAGUAAAAUGCGAGAAAUAGUCCACAUACAAGCAGGUCAAUGCGGCAAUCAGAUAGGAGCAAAGUUUUGGGAAGUGAUCUCAGAUGAACAUGGAAUCGACCCUACGGGAACAUAUCACGGGGAUUCGGACCUCCAGCUGGAGCGAAUCAACGUCUACUACAAUGAAGCGACUGGGGGGAAGUAUGUCCCUCGCGCUAUCCUCGUAGACCUGGAGCCCGGCACCAUGGACUCGGUCCGGUCUGGCCCUUUCGGCCAGAUUUUCCGUCCGGAUAACUUCGUUUUUGGCCAAUCUGGAGCUGGAAAUAAUUGGGCCAAGGGACACUACACCGAAGGGGCCGAGCUAGUGGACUCAGUUCUGGACGUGGUGCGCAAGGAGGCCGAAGGGUGCGACUGUAUGCAGGGAUUCCAGCUGACGCACUCUCUCGGAGGGGGCACCGGCUCUGGACUCGGCACUCUUCUCAUUUCGAAAAUCAGGGAGGAGUACCCUGAUCGAAUUAUGAACACCUUCUCCGUAGUGCCGUCCCCUAAAGUCUCCGACACUGUCGUGGAACCCUACAAUGCCACCCUCUCCGUGCAUCAGCUCGUAGAGAACACAGACGAGACAUAUUGCAUCGACAAUGAAGCUCUUUACGACAUCUGCUUCAGAACUCUCAAACUCACCACCCCCACCUAUGGGGAUUUAAACCACCUCGUGUCGGCAACCAUGUCUGGGGUCACCACUUGUCUCCGCUUUCCGGGACAGUUGAACUCAGAUUUGAGGAAAUUGGCCGUGAAUAUGGUGCCAUUCCCUCGACUCCACUUCUUCAUGCCGGGCUUUGCCCCCUUAACAUCCCGAGGCAGCCAGCAAUAUCGAGCUUUAACUGUCCCCGAGUUGGUCAUGCAGAUGUUCGAUGCCAAGAACAUGAUGGCAGCUUGCGACCCCAGACAUGGCCGCUACUUAACCGUGGCCGCUAUCUUCAGAGGAAGAAUGUCCAUGAAGGAGGUGGAUGAGCAAAUGCUCAAUAUCCAAAACAAGAACAGCAGCUACUUUGUCGAGUGGAUCCCCAACAACGUCAAGACCGCUGUGUGUGACAUUCCCCCUCGCGGCUUAAAAAUGUCAUCGACUUUUAUUGGAAAUUCUACAUGUAUUCAAGAAUUGUUUAAGAGGAUUUCGGAACAGUUCACCGCAAUGUUUAGAAGAAAGGCAUUUUUGCAUUGGUACACCGGUGAAGGCAUGGACGAAAUGGAAUUUACGGAAGCUGAAAGUAACAUGAACGAUUUAGUCGCUGAGUAUCAACAGUACCAAGACGCCACCGCCGAAGAAGAAGGAGAAUUCGACGAGGAAGAAGAAGGGGACAACGAAGGAGAAAAUUAACACAUUUUGAAAAUUUGCAAGUUGAACGGUGUACUGGACCGAUUUAUGAUGUUAUAUUGUAUUUUUUUGUAAUAGAUAGUAAAUUUUUUAACACA
Molecule: messenger RNA, 1544 nt
Organism: Tribolium madens (black flour beetle)
Lineage: Eukaryota; Metazoa; Arthropoda; Insecta; Coleoptera; Tenebrionidae
Product: tubulin beta chain
Exons: 2
Coding region: 103-1449 (448 amino acids)
Biological process (GO): microtubule cytoskeleton organization; mitotic cell cycle
Cellular component (GO): microtubule; cytoplasm
Molecular function (GO): GTPase activity; GTP binding; structural constituent of cytoskeleton
Source: RefSeq, a predicted model, not a curated record